Messenger RNA from Gopherus evgoodei (Goodes thornscrub tortoise), 936 nucleotides. RefSeq names its product putative olfactory receptor 52P1. Gene Ontology annotation, molecular function: olfactory receptor activity; G protein-coupled receptor activity. Gene Ontology annotation, biological process: G protein-coupled receptor signaling pathway. Gene Ontology annotation, cellular component: membrane. The coding region runs from base 37 to 936 and encodes 299 amino acids. Lineage: Eukaryota; Metazoa; Chordata; Testudines; Testudinidae. The record is from RefSeq and is a predicted model, not a curated record. The transcript has 3 exons.
UGCUACAAUCACUCCAACCCCUCCAGCUUUCUCUUAAUGGGCAUUCCCAGGCUGGAGGCCGCCCACUUCUGGAUCGUCUUCCCGUUCUGUGCCAUGUACGUUGUGGUCCUGCUGGGGAAAUUCACCCUCCUCUUUGUGAUCAUGACAGAGCCGAAACUUCAUCAUCACAUUAGCCUGGACUUGCCCAUGUACUACUUCCUCUGCAUGCUGGCAGGCAUCGAUCUGGCGCUCACCACCUCCACCGUGCCCAAGAUCCUGAGAAUCUUCUGGUUCCACUCCCAUGAAAUCGGCUUCGAGUGUUGCGUGGUCCAGAUGUUCUUCAUCCACAGCUUCUCUGCCAUGGAGUUGGGGGUCCUGCUGGCCAUGGCCUUCGACCACUACUUCGCCAUCUGCAAGCCAGUGUACUACACCACCAUGCUCACCAAUGCCGUCAUCGCCAAGAUCGGGCUGGCUGUCUUUGUGUGGGGCAUUGGGCUGAUGACCCCCUUGACGUGCAUGGUCAGUCGCCUGCCGUUCUGCGGGCCCUGGGUCAUCUCCCAUUCCUACUGUGAGCACAUGGCUGUGGUGAAGCUCGCCUGUGGGGACAUCAUGCCCAACUAUGUCUACGGGAUAAUGGCCGCAACAUUUGUGGUGGACUCAGACUCCAUCUUCAUCGCCAUCUCCUACAUCCUGAUCCUCCGGGCUGUCCUUAGCCUUUCCUCCAGGGACGCGUCCCUGAAAUCCUUCAAUACCUGCAGCUCCCAUGUGUGCGUCAUCCUGGUCUUCUACACUUCAGUGCUUUUCUCCUUCUACACGCAGCGCUGGGGCCAGAGCAUCCCCACGCACAUCCACAUCCUGCUGGCAGACCUCUAUCUCUUGGUGCCGCCCAUGCUGAACCCCAUCAUAUACGGCAUGAAGAUCAAGCAGAUCAGGAGCCGGGUCAACAACACCUGGUAA